GUCACCCGCACCAGCAUUCAGUGUGCAAUAGUAGCGUAGCGAUACAGUAGCACAGCCUCGUCACGGGGAUGUCUUGCACAGCCACAGAAGUCGAGACUAGUCUUGUCGGUACAGAGAUGAGUGAGGUGCUCACACCGCCCGACGCCAAGACCAUCUGUUCCUUCUACUUAGAGGGAAGGUGUCGCUUUGGUGAGCAGUGCCACAACGUUCAUCCUGCGGGCGUGGUGCCGUCGAGGAUCAUCAAGCCCAAGAGAGUAGUGAAGAGCGAGCGCCAAGAAACCGACGAAAAGAAGCCUCCUCUAAGGACUGCUGGCGAUGUGAGAAAAAGAAUUCAGUGGGAUGUAGAUCUUCCCAAGGAACAUUUCACAAUCGGGUACCUAGACAGAUUCACUGGUGUGGUGGAGAAGCCCUUCACUGCCUUCACGUGGGAACAUCUGUCCAUGGUGGAUCUGGACCAGCUGGCGAUACCUCAGCAUCGCAUUCAGUACUACAAGUAUAAGAAUGUCAAAGUUUGGGACAAGAGUGAGCGGCUGGACCUCGUGUUUGGCAGCGCGGGCGGCAACACCACCAUUGGAGAGGUGAUCCAGAGAGUGGAGGAUGAACUGGCCAAGCAUACCUGUGUUUCUGAUGAGGACUGUGAGUGACCUACAGAUGGAAGGAACGUAGCCUGGCUUCAGAAUACACUUGUUUAAUUGAUUUCCGAAAGGCAGAAUCUGAGGAGUCUUAUCUCAUCUCUCUGAGAGAGAGAGAGAGAGAGAGAGAGAGAGAGACAGAGAGAGAGAGAGAGAGAGAGAGAGAGAGAGAGAGAGAGAGAGAGAGAGAGAGAG
Molecule: messenger RNA, 827 nt
Organism: Portunus trituberculatus (swimming crab)
Lineage: Eukaryota; Metazoa; Arthropoda; Malacostraca; Decapoda; Portunidae
Product: leukocyte receptor cluster member 9-like
Exons: 2
Coding region: 69-644 (191 amino acids)
Molecular function (GO): metal ion binding
Source: RefSeq, a predicted model, not a curated record